Zingiber officinale is the source of this 1725-nucleotide messenger RNA. RefSeq names its product homeobox-leucine zipper protein HOX11-like. Lineage: Eukaryota; Viridiplantae; Streptophyta; Magnoliopsida; Zingiberales; Zingiberaceae. Gene Ontology annotation, molecular function: sequence-specific DNA binding; DNA-binding transcription factor activity, RNA polymerase II-specific. Bases 466 to 1527 code for a protein of 353 amino acids. The transcript has 4 exons. Gene Ontology annotation, cellular component: nucleus. The record is from RefSeq and is a predicted model, not a curated record. Gene Ontology annotation, biological process: regulation of DNA-templated transcription.
AAACAACGAAGAAAAACUAUCGGGACAUGCAGAGACGAUAUGAUGAGGGUGCGCCCAUGGGAAAUACAGCGGCAAUCAUGGUUUAUCAUUGUGUAGCGUAUGAUAAGAAGGAAUGAUGAUUAACGUAAUUAUUAUGGUCUUCUGUGUUUUGUUUUUUUUAAUUAGCGUUGAAAUGAAAUUGUGGAAACAUGGUUUGAUGGCUAAAUUUGAUGGUGUUUUGGCUUUGGGGUUGGGGUGGGUCACGUGUGUCAGUCUUUGUCAACCAAUGCCUUGUCGGUCAAAACUAUGGCUGCUCUGCUCUGCUCCUCUUCUCUUCUCUGCGCUGCAGCGCCUGACGCUCUAUAAAACCACCUAACCAAAAGCCUUCCCCCAUUCCUCAUCACCUCGCUGCUUGCUUCGUUUUGCUCCUCGGGCUUCUAUUUCUUGUUUGUCUCUCUAGGGCUAGCUGUGCGUUUGUUGGCAUUGAUGGAACUGGGGCUGAGGCUGGGGGAGGCGCCGGCGGGUAGGCCCUUCUGGGCGGCGGAGCCGGCGAAGAGAGGGAGAGGGAGUCUGGGGCUCGUGCUCGGGAUGGGAUUGGGGGUUGGUCGCUGCUCGGACGAGGAGGUGCAGGAAAAUGAGGACGCGAUGGAGGAGAAGGAGAUGGAAGGGGAAGUGGAAGUGGAAGAUGAGGAGGAAGAGGAGGAGGAGAGCCGUUUCGCCGAGCCGGCACUGCAGCUUAACCUCCUUCCCCUCUUGCCUCUUUCCGGCCAGCCUUCGUCCUCCCAGCUGCGGUUCCCAUGGGCGUCCGAGACCGGGACUGUGGAAGCGUCGAUGAGAGGGUUCGACGUGAACCGGGCGCCGUCCGUCGAGGAAGCGGACGGAGGGGCGGCGGCGUCAUCGUCGCCCAACAGCACCGUCUCCUCCUUCCAGAUGGAGUUCUCCGCGGCGAGAUGCGGAGGCGGCGGCGGCGGAGAGCCGCCGGCGGAGAGGGCUUCUUCGAGAGUGAGCGACGAGGAGGAGAACGGGCUGGGGAGGAAGAAGCUCCGACUUUCCAAGGAGCAGUCUGCCUUUCUCGAGGAGAGCUUCAAGGAGCACAACACCCUCAACCCUAAGCAGAAGCUUGCUCUGGCGAAGCAGCUCAACCUGCGGCCUCGCCAAGUAGAGGUCUGGUUUCAGAACAGAAGAGCCAGGACGAAGCUGAAGCAGACGGAAGUGGACUGCGAGUACCUGAAGCGCUGCUGCCAGACGCUGACGGAAGAGAACCGGCGGCUCCAGAAGGAGGUGGCAGAGCUGAGGGCUCUCAAGACCUCUCACCCUUUCUACAUGCAUCUCCCCGCCACCACCCUCUCCAUGUGCCCCUCCUGCGAACGCGUCGCGUCCACCACCACCGCCGCUGCCAAAUCCGCCUCCGCCACGACCAACGCCAACUCCUCCGACCGGCCACAGAACUCCUUCGCCGCCCUCUUCUCUAAGCCCCGACCCUUCCCGCUGGGCGCCGCUGCCCAGACUUCUUCCGGAGCCCCUCGCCAGCCCUCGCCGGUCUCCUAAGAAGUACUCAAGAAUUCCGGCCGCCAUCCCCGAGUGGCGACCUUGUAAAUAGCACCAUUUUGGAGGGCGUUUCCGCCACUUGGCUCUUUUUUCUUCUGCUCCUGUUGGCGUAUUUUUUUUGAGCUUGGAGGGAUUUUCAUGGCGUUUCUCAAUUGGAUUUUUAAAGGAAAAAAUGGCUCUCUUUUAAAUCUUAACCAA